UCCACCGCCGUACAGUAGCGUGGUCAGUCGGAGACAACGGAAGCAACCAAACCAGCGAAGCGAAGCUGUGAUGAGUGGCCAAUGAUUCCCUCGCCAAAUCGCAACCUCCACCCGCUGAAGGAAAGCCCAAGCAGAAGAUGGAUUAACCGGCGGCCCCCGUCCAUCGCCAUCAACGCCCCCGCUGCUGCGCUCGCUCGUCCCUCCUCCGCGGACCACACGCGCUAGAAAUCAAGAAGAGAGUGGUAGUAGAAUAAGCUUAAGCUGAGCUGCCGUGGGUUGGCAAGGCAUCGCUUCCCUUCCACUCCAGUCUCCAGUGGAGCACUUGCUUGCUUGGCUUCCCCUCUCCGCUUCGUCCUCCUUGUUUGUUCCCCUCGCUAGCCACCGCCCACCGGGACGAAAGAAAGCGAGGAAUGCAGCCGCUGCGCCACGGCCCGCCGGCCGCCGGCGGCUGGGGCGGAGUGGCUGGGGUGGGCCCAACCACCGUCGACGAGGCAUCCAUGGAGCGCAGCAAGAGCUUCAUCAAGGCCCUGCAGGAGCUCAAGAACCUGCGGCCGCAGCUCUACUCCGCCUCCGAGUACUGCGAGAAGUCCUACCUCCACAGCGAGCAGAAGCAGAUGGUGCUGGACAACUUGAAAGAUUAUGCUGUGCGAGCCGUUGUCAAUGCGGUCGACCACCUGGGCACUGUUGCCUACAAAUUGACAGACCUGUUCGAACAGCAAGCUUCUGAGGUUUCAAGUCUGGAGCUGAAAGUUUCACGCCUGAACCAGCAAAUUUUCACAUGCCAAAUCUACACGGACAAAGAAGGCCUCAGGCAGCAGCAAAUGAUGGGAACAAACAUAAAACACCACAAGCACUAUAUCCUACCAUCUACUGGUCAUGAAAGAACCCAAGCACACCUGCAAACAGACACUUAUCAGGAAUCAAAACCUAGACCUUAUCCCUCAGCAAAGACCCUUUCCUGGCAUCUGGCAUCAGAGAACAGCACUACAGGAAACGGACCACAUAAACCUACAUUUGUCCUAGGGGACACAGUAUCAUCUAAACUUGCAUCAGGUAAGGAGCGGUCAGCUUCUCCUAUGCGCAGACAUCUGCAAUUGAAUAGGAGCACCAGUUCUGAUGCUGCACAAAGGAUUGGUGCUAAGAACCAGUCUGGUGUAAAGGACUUGUCAACAUUUCAUUCUUUUGACAACCCUAAAGGACGUGCAAUCCAAAAGGCUCCUGUUGGUACUAAAAGCAUGCUAGCGGCUCUCUUUAUCAAGCACAAAUCAGCGAAGAUGAAAAAGAUCACAGCUCGCUGAUUAGCGCGCAUUGAGUGAUGUCACUGUAAAUUUCAUGCAGGAAGCUUGAUAUUGUACAUCUCACCUGUUUGCGUCCGUUUUCAGCAUGCUAGUGGUUAGAGCUGAGUGCCUAUUGUCGUUUUCAUUUCAAAUUCUGUAUUAUGUCAUCUUACUGAUGACCAAAAUGUAAUGAUCCCAUGUCAACAUAUGCCUGGUUCCGCAUGCUCGCCUUGUAAUUCUGCUUGCCAGAAGCUUCGGUUUUUAAUAUAAAAUAAAAUGCAUGUUGGAAAUA
Messenger RNA from Phragmites australis (common reed), 1569 nucleotides. Its product is annotated as probable protein ABIL4. The record is from RefSeq and is a predicted model, not a curated record. NCBI's taxonomy places the organism in Eukaryota, Viridiplantae, Streptophyta, Magnoliopsida, Poales, Poaceae. The transcript is spliced from 9 exons. The coding region runs from base 411 to 1298 and encodes 295 amino acids.